This is a messenger RNA of Ilyonectria robusta, 1538 nucleotides long. RefSeq names its product cytochrome b2. Gene Ontology annotation, molecular function: oxidoreductase activity; FMN binding. The transcript is spliced from 7 exons. The record is from RefSeq and is a predicted model, not a curated record. Lineage: Eukaryota; Fungi; Ascomycota; Sordariomycetes; Hypocreales; Nectriaceae. The coding region runs from base 32 to 1183 and encodes 383 amino acids.
UCGAUCACUCCUUUCCAGCCAAGCCGUCAUCAUGUGGAUCUCUGGACCAGUUAUUGUUUUUGCUACUUGCACACUGGCGGCUCGGCCCUUUCUCAACGAGCCAGACACAGGCUUGAAUGAUUUUCUGGGCGACUUUGCGGUUGGCUCGCUCCCGGACCUUGACAGCAUUGCUGGCCUUCCGGAUUUCGAAUGGGCAGCGCGGAAUUUCUUGCCUCUACAGAAUUAUACCUACUUUCGCAAUGCUGCUGGUGGGGAGUGGUCCUAUCGAAACAACCUUGAGGCUUUCCAACGAUAUUCCUUACUUCCACGACGAAUGAUGGAUGUUAGAAAUGUGAAAGCCACAUUGCCCACAACUAUCCUUGGUCAUAAAUUUUCAUCUCCUUUCUUCAUAAGCCCGGCAGCACGGCAGGAUAUGGCCCACCCUGACGCGGAGCUCAAUCUCGUCCGAGCGGCAGGAGAAAGCAAUAUACUAUAUGUGCCUUCAUUGAAAGCCUCGAAAAGUAUUGAAGAGAUCGCCGCCGCGAGGGCGGCAGGGCAGGUCACGUUUCAACAGCUUUAUCUACCCAACUCGGAUAAGACAACUCGGAAGCUUGUGAAACAGAUAGAAGACUCCGGUGCCGCUGCCAUUGUUCUCACAGUCGAUGCCCCUGUAAGUGGGGAUCGCCAGCGAGCCUUCCGACUUCGCGGUGGGCCUCCAGAGCCAGAUUAUACGCUGUUAACUUGGGAACGUUACCAUAACCUCACAGCGAUGACCUCAUUGCCAAUCGUAUUGAAGGGCAUUUUGACAGUAUCCGAUGCGCAAGACGCUGUGAAAAACGGAGUGAAGGCCAUUAUGCUAUCCAAUCACGGUGCCCGACAACUUGACGGCAGUCCCUCGAGCCUGGAAGUUGCGCUCGAGAUUCGCCAGAAAGCCCCCGAGAUAUUCUCACAGCUCGAAGUGUAUGCCGACGGCGGCGUGAGAUACGGGACCGAUAUCCUCAAGCUGCUGGCUCUGGGUGUCAGGGCUGUUGGCCUCGGCCGCCCCUUUGUGUACGCCAAUGUGUUCGGCAUCGAGGGCGUGCGGCACGCAAUCGACCUUUUGAACCGUGAGGUCACGGUUGAUGCGGCCAAUCUAGGUGUUACAAAUCUUCAUGAGAUCAACGCUAGCUACGUUCAAUGGACGCAAAAUACCUGGAUUCCUUGAGUGGUAGUUGGCAGGAACAAUGGUUACGAAUAAAUGCGGCGGCAGACAGUGGUUUUGUAAUGUCAAGAAUUGGGAUUUGCACACACAAUACGUGCGGGUUUCAAUUGUGGUAUUUAAUAAUGCAUCUUUUCUUAGGGUAGACUUGGUAAGGCGAACUCUCUGUAUUAUUUUCCCAUCUUUACUUUUCAGAUUCAGUACUUUGGUAGGUCCCUUAGUCGUGGUCCAUUCAUCGUGUUCAUAGGUAGUUGGAUUUCGUCUAGGCCGUGUGCCAAUAUUCCGUAUGCGGCCAGUACUUUGUAUACGCGAAUAGUGGUAACCUGAAAAUCCUCACUCUCCAACGAAGCAAGACAGUAAA